This is a messenger RNA of Melospiza melodia melodia, 509 nucleotides long. RefSeq names its product protein FAM240B-like. The coding region runs from base 213 to 491 and encodes 92 amino acids. Lineage: Eukaryota; Metazoa; Chordata; Aves; Passeriformes; Passerellidae. The transcript has 3 exons. The record is from RefSeq and is a predicted model, not a curated record.
UUUUUCCCCUGCUGCCAUUAAGCUAAUUCAUAAUAGCAGAUGUCAUCACUCCCAAAUAAAAAUGAGUGACGGAUGAAAAGAUUUCAUCAGUUAUUCCUGGCAGUUGGAGUUCUCUUGAAAAGGGGAACCCAGGGGUAAAACUGACAUGAUUCAGUAAUCACUCAAGAAAACCACACUUUGACAGAAGAGGAAGCUACUAUACAAUCAAAAAAAUGAGCAAGCAUACGAACUCUAGACACCACAGGAUGGGUGGUCAUGAUGCGGAAGAGCUGAAGAACUUCUGGGAAAAGGUCAUCCAAGAGCAAACUAAGCAACAAGAAGCUGAAGAGUCUAGGCUAAGCAAAAGUGCCCUGAACAAGCUUCGCCAGGAAUGGACUCUGCGGCUGGAAGGUCGAAUAAGGCAGGUCCAGGCUCACAUGAAAGCACAGCAAGAACAAAUGACACCACUGUCUAUCGAGGCUCUUCCCUCACCAGAUAAAACUGUUGCUUAAAUUGUUGCUGUGCAAACC